Molecule: messenger RNA, 2139 nt
Organism: Colletotrichum fioriniae
Lineage: Eukaryota; Fungi; Ascomycota; Sordariomycetes; Glomerellales; Glomerellaceae
Source: RefSeq, a predicted model, not a curated record
AUGAAUAGCGCCUUCAGCCAACUUCAUCUACCGAAAGAGACAAUCAGCGUUGUCACAGAUACCCGAUACGUGUUUCAACCCAUCACCCGACUGUCCAAGACAAAGGGUAAAAUUGAGGUUGUCAUCAAGGUUGGCAGCCAAUUUGUCCAGGUCACAACCACCAAGAAACAGGAGGUCUUCCCUGGCUAUAGGCUGAGCACGACUGUGAACGACAUCUUCAGGUUAGGCGAAGUGGAAGAAGCUCCUACGUCAAUACAGACUGAGGAUGACUCGGCCUUUGGUCUGCGUGCAGAUAAUGGCAAGAUUGUCAUGUACUUCACCAGCCCUAAAAAGGCUGAUGUGCUCCAGACAAUACGCGGCGCAAAAGCCAAGUAUGGCAAGGAUACAAGAGCGCACAAGGCCUACGAACGAUUGAUCCGUCCACAGGAUGUUCCGGGCACCUUGUUGAAUCUAGCCUUAACGAACCUGUCAAGCUCUGAUCACGUUCUCAGACUAUCGUCCUACAAUCUUCUUGGUGCUCUUUGUAAGGCCUUCAAGUUCGGCGCGGCUUCGAACUUGAUGUGCACCAAAGAUGUUUCCGUACCCAUGGACCCGUCCCAUUUCAUCAUCAAGAUUAGCAGGCAAUUGGCAACGUCCGAACCUCAACUGACCUUCGAUUUUUUGACCGAGUUCUUCGUCGGAUGGGAGACCUUUACUGACGAGCAGAAGCCGCUCAGCCUGGCAUAUAUGGCUCCAUGGCUGCCCGGCUUACGCACUGGGGUUUUGGCAAACGAAUCCGAUGCCGAGAAGGGAAAGGAGAAGAUUGCAGCAUUAUUUCGCAAACUCAUAGAUGUGGCCAUGUCAGAUCACGGGCUUACGUAUACGCUUGAGCAAGCUGUCUGGCCCGCCAUCUACCAGGAUGAAACAAUACUCGACAUUUUCCUUGAGGAGCUCAUGAGAGCAGCUCUAAGCUUUGGAUUCUCUGAGGAGCCUAUGGAAGCUCUGUCAUCAAUCGUCUCCGGUAUGGGAAGCAUCACCCUGCGUGACGAAACUCGGUUCAACAAGCUCAGAGGUAGUUUAGACUUCCUCAGUGAGCCCAGGAGCGAGAUAUUCUCAACACCUCCCCCAUUCCUACGCGAUGGAGCCUCCAUGUCGACUACACAGGAUGCUGGGCCUUCGCUGGCCGCCACUGAGAACCUAGCGGCAGUCUUGUUUGAGGUCUGCUCGGUAGCAGCGCCAUCUAUCGACAUCUCCAAUGCCUGGAGGUCACGCUGGAUGAGUCUGGUGGCCAGCACCGCAUUCCAAAACAACCCAGCUAUUCAACCCCGCGCUUUUGCCGUCAUGGGCUGUUUGGCACGAGAGGAGGUGGAUGACGACUUGCUCUACCAAGUGCUUGUCGCUCUACGUAAUAGCGUCGGCCGCUUAGGAGACGACACGAACAGCGACAUGCUUAUUUCCAUUGUAACUUCUCUGUCGAAGAUGAUGGCAAAGCUCCCGUCGGCAUCUCGUUAUGGUCUGCAGCUCUUCUGGCUGGCCAUCUCCCUUCUAAGACUUGUACCUCCGGCCUUAUUCAAUUGUACAGCGCAAUUCCUGGAGGCCGUUAUGACUAACAUCAGCACUGUUGGUGAUCUCAGAGGCGACAAGAUGGGUCCUCUCCUUCUACAGGGCCGUGUUCAGCUCGAAGAGGCUGCUCUGCCUCUAGAUGACGCAUACGGCAUCCACUUCACGCCUGAGAACUUCCAUUUCGCAGUCUGCGCUUGUCUCGCUCGUGGUCUUGCGGACACUACCACGAAGACGAAUGCCAUGCGAGUACUCUCGGCUUUCCUAGACAUGGCCGGCAAUCCUGCCAGUGACGCUGGGAGCCCGUCUGAUGACUUAUCUCGGUCGCCUUACAUGGCUCUCAUCCUCGCACGAACGGUCGAGAGCGAUGAGCUCAGGGACAGUCUAUGGCUUGCGGGUAUUGAUCCUUCCCUUUUACGAGAUAUCACUGGCCAGCAGAGAUACGAUGAUCUCGGCGGCAUGAAGGAUAAAGAUCUCCUCCUGAAUACGGCCAUCGAGUUGAUUGACUUUCAGUACUUGGAGGAUGCACUGCAGAACCGGACAUUGCAGUGGCUGACGGAACUAGCAGCAGCCAGGCCGUCUGUGAUCAUGCACCUGUAA